CGACGAUAAAAUAACUUUCAUUUUUCACCUCAAUACAAUACAGUACUUUAAAUUAAAUAAUUUAUAUGAAUGAACUGAGCUGUUGUGAUGUGGCAAUGGCAUGAUUGAAUGUAUUGUUUUUUAACUGCAUCUUAAUCAAUUUCGCCUAUUUCUAAUUGAUAACAGAAAAUAUGAACGAGAAUCUGGAUUUUGCUGAAAUACAUUAUCACUCAAUGGAGAAAUCUUUCCAAGAACCCACUUGCAGCAAAAGGACUGAGGGAGAUGGAAUGGAAAAUACUGAUGAACCAACAAGUUCAGAAAUAAGUAUAGACAAGAAAACUACAGUUAAAAAGGCUGAAUGUUUACGAGAUAAGUUAAUUUACAUUCCUGAAGAUUUUCAAAACUUCAUGCCUCAACCUCCAAAAAUUACUGGGAAAAUCGUUCAGCUGAGACCAGCACCGAUCAUUGUCAAGCCUCCCAAACAUGAUCAAAAUGCAAUUAAAUUGCAUGGUAAAGAACCUAAAUUUGUUCCUUAUGAGCCUUACAAAUGUGCAGUAAACCCCAUGGUUCCCCAAGAAAAGAAAAUGCACAAAAAGAAAUCAAAGAAAAUGUCCACAGGCUCACUGCCAGUGUUGGAACAAAACCUUGAAACUGACUGCCUUCAAACAGCGGACUCCUGUGUUCAGAGUACCCAUUUGUUAGAGUCAAAUAACGAACAGUAUGAAAAAGAAAUUGACCGUUUAAGAAAAGAAAACAUGCAGCUUGAAAAUCAGUUGAAGUUUCAAAUUCAGGUGAAUGGUGACUUGAAAAAUCUACUUGUUGCCUCGGUGGGGGAAGAUAUGGAAACUAGAGUCCACAUUCUGACUGAGGACAAGCUGCAUCUUGCUCGGGCAUUGCUGAACUCAGCGCAGAAAUUAAAUACGCACCAGGAACAAACAGAGUGGCUAGCAGGCCAGUGUGAAGUCUGGCGGAGCAAAUUCCUGGCAAGCAGUAUCAUGGUUGAAGAAUUGGCCAAGUGGAAAGCACUCUUGACCCGUAGAGUGCAGGAUCUUCAAGACAUGACCAAAAAUAUAUUGGAAGAACGACGGAGAGUGAGAGAGUACCUUGUUAGCACACACAAAGAUUUGUGUGUUUUGUGUGACAAUUUUGAUGUCACGUCUCUCCGAAGUGGUAUCCACAAACUCAACAGUACCAAUGUUCUUGAUUUGAGUGAGGUGAACAUGCAGUUGAGUGCUGUGGUGAGGCUUCAGUUGCUAGGCAACGGUAUCGUCCCGUCCAAGCCAGCGGACCUGAGCCACCUAGGACCUGCCAACACAGCUGCAGAGACGGUAGCUUUGGAGCUAUUGAAACAUCCCGUACCAGAGUUGGAGAACGCGGACGCUGCUUACAGCGCCGUGAUGGGAGCCGCUGUAGCCGUUACUUCAUCUGCUCACUUGUUUUCGCCAUCAUGUUGUGGCCAUUGCACUGGAGAAAUCAAAACUAUAUGACUUGCCACAUCUGUGAUAUGCAGUUCUUUCAUGUAUCAAACAAAGUACCUUUAACGUUUGAUAGUCCUAUUAAAAAAACUGAUUUAGAAAUUUUUAGACUGAUGUUAGAUUUUGUAUACAAUGCUCUCUUCUAGUAGUCUUUCAUUAAUGACUCCUGUAUUUACAAUUUUGUCCCUGUAAAUUUCAAUUACUCAAUGCUAUUGAAUAAUUAAUUACUUCUAACCAAGUUAUAAUCAUUGAGGUAUCUAUGAGGGCAAUACUACUGUUUAUAUAUAUAUUUAUACUAGUAGUACGCUUGUUCUGCGCGUAACGGGAUGAGUGAACAUGAGCGCAAUAAUGAAAGAGUCCACCCACACCUAGCAUACUUACCGGUGUCACUGGUGAACACAAAAAUGUUAUUUGUAUCGGCAAAUCAACCCAUGAGUCGGGGCAAAUAAUGGUGAGUCGGUGGCUCAGUCGGUAGCGUCACGCGGACUUCGGGCCCAAGGCAGCGAUGUCGUGGGUUCGGAUCCUAGUCACAGCCACUAAAUUUCAGUUCACCUUUGUCCUGUACCGGCUCACCCCUUGCUUUGCUGUAAACGAUCCACGCACGGGCGCUUAGUCUAUGUGGACAGGCAAAUGCAAGGUUAAAAGAGGCUGCCAGUGCCAACCUCUUAAAAAAAAAACCAAAUCUCAGUCAACAAAAAUCCUAACUUCUCGUCCAUUAAUUAACCAAAGUCAUUGGUAAUAUACGUAAUGUAUUUCCUGUUUCUCUCUCUUCUCAUAGCAUUUUAUUAUUGCAGAUACAUCAAUCUAACUGUCAAAGAGUUCCCAUCACAAAGAGUUAAUCACAAAGAGUUCCCACACUCUGGACUGUUCACCUUGACUACUUCCUUCACCACUUCCUACUCGUGGACCUGUUUCCCUCUCUGCUCAUAGCAUUUUAGUAUUGCAGAUACAUUAAUCUAACUGUCACAAAGGGUUCCCACACUCCGGACUCCUCGCCUUGACUACUCCCUUCACCACUUCCUACGUCGUGGACCUGUUUCCCUCCCUUCCCAUGGCAUUUUUAGAAUUGCAGACACUGAACAUUAUUCUAAUCAUCACUGAGGGUUUCUACACUCCGGAAUGCUCGCCUGGACUACUUCCUUCACCACUUCCUACGUCGUAGACCUGUUUCCCUCCCUUCCUAUAGCAUUUUAGAAUUUCAAAUAGAUUAAUUUAACUUUCACAAAGGGUUCCCACACUCCGGACUGUUCACCUUGACUACAUCCAUCACCGCUUCCUACGUCGUGGACCUGUUUCCCUCCCUUCCCAUAGCAUUUUAGUAUUGCAGUUACACUAAUCUAACUGUCACAAAGGGUUUCUACACUCCAGAAUGCUCGCCUCGACUACUUCCAUUACCACUUCCUACGUCGUGGACCUGUUUCCCUUCCUUCCUAUAGCAUUUUAGUAUUGUAGGUAUAUUAAUCUAACUGUCACAAAGGGUUUCUACACUCCGGACUGCUCGCCUCGACUACUUCCAUCACCGCUUCCUACGUCGUGGACCUGUUUCCCUCCCUUCCCAUAACAUUAUAGAAUUGUAGUUACAUUAAUCUAACAGUCACAAAGUUUUUCUACACUCCAGAACGCUCGCCUCGACUACUUCCAUUACCACUUCCUACGUCGUGGUCCUGUUUCCCUCCCUUCUUAUAGCAUUUUAGAAUUGCAGUUACACUAAUCUAACUGUCUCAAAGGGUUUCUAAACUCCAGAAUGCUCGCCUCGACUACUUCCACUACCAUUUCCCUCCUUGCCUACUCCGGACUGCUCGCCUUUGACUACUUCCAUCACCGCUUCCUACGUCGUGGACCUGUUUCCCUUCCUUCCCAUAGCAUUUUAGAAUUGCAGUUUCACUAAUCUAACUGUCACAAAGGGUUUCUAAACUAACUGUCAUAAAGGGUUUUUAACACUCUGGACUGCUCGCCUCGACUACUUCCAUCACCGCUUCCUACGUCGUGGACCUGUUUCCCUCCCUUCCCAUAGCAUUUUAGUAUUGCAAUUACACUAAUCUAACUGUCACAAAGGGUUUUUACACUCCAGAACGCUCGCCUCGACUACUUCCAUUACCACUUCCUACGUCGUGGACCUGUUUCCCUCCCUUCCUAUAGCAUUUUAAUAUUGCAGUUACAUUAAUCUAACUGUCACAAAGGGUUUCUACACUCCAGAAUGCUCGCCUUGACUACUUCCAUUACCACUUCCUACGUCGUGGACCUGUUUCCCUCCCUUCCCAUAGCAUUUUAGAAUUGCAGUUACACUAAUCUAACUGUCACAAAGGGUUUCUAAACUCCAGAAUGCUCACCUCGACUACUUCCACUACCACUUCCUACGUCGUGGACCUGUUUCCCUCCCUUUCUAUAGCAUUUUAGUAUUGCAGGUAUAUUAUUCUAACUGUCACAAAGAGUUUCAACACUCCGGACUGCUCGCCUUGACUACUUCCAUCACCGCUUCCUACGUCGUGGACCUGUUUCCUUCCCUUCCUAUAGCAUUUUAGUAUUGCAGUUACACUAUUCUAACUGCCACAAAGGGUUUCUACACUCCGGACUGCUCGCCUUGACUACUUCCUUUACCGCUUCCUACGUCGUGGACCUGUUUCCCUCCCUUCCUAUAGCAUUUUAUUAUGGCAGAUACAUUAAUCUAACUGCCACAAAUGGUUCCCACACUCCGGACUGCUCGCCUUGACUACUUCCUUCACCACUUCCUAAGUGUCGUGGACCUAUUUCCCUCCCUUCCCAUAGCAUUUUUAGAAUUGCAGAUACAUUAUUCUAAUGGUCACAAAGGCUUCCCACACUCCGGACUGCUCACAUUGACUACUUCCUUCACCACUUCCUACAUCGUGUACCUAUUUCUCUCCCUUAAGUAUUACCGAUACGUUAGUCAUAAAGGGUUUCCGUACUCCUUUCUUUUCACUGCUCACCUUUCCGCUUCCUCUACGUCGGGGACCUGUUUCCCCCCCCCCCCUUCGCAUUGCAUUUUAAAAAUAUACUAACAUCUUUGAAUAUUUAAUAUUCAAUGCCAACAUUAAAUUGAAUAAUGUAAAAAGCUGCUUUGUUCUAAAUACAAACAUACCUAUAUACUUUUAAUUUAAAGGUGAAUUUUAAUACUGCACAUAAAAGGUAUAUAACUGCCGACUAAUAUUGUUAAGUUCAAUUUAUUAUUCUGAAAGUUGUGAAAUUUAAUUAGCUUAAAUAACAUUAUUCUGAAAGCUGUGAAAUUAUAAUGAUAUAUAUUCAUAGACGCCAAACUGUUUACUCCAUGAAUGAAAGAGCUUAGAGUAAAAGUCGUUCUCUCUGUCUUAAGUAGACAACAAAAUUUUUGGUCGCAAAACGUAAACAAAUACAAAGAAGAAGAAGGUAGCUCCUAAUGUUAUUCUUAUGGGACAAAUUUAAAAAUGUUUUUUAAGUAUUUUAUAAUUACUACUGAGCGGAAUCGUCUAGAAUUUUAAUGAGGUCUUCCCAGUCGUGUCAUAAUUAUUUGUGCAAAAUUUGAACGCUAUAAGUGCGACGGUUCUUGAGUUUUUGGUGCGAACACACAGACACACACAAGUGGACAACUUUUCUCCGACUCCGCUAGACACGAACACGAUACAUAGAUUCGUUCACUUCGUUCACUCAUCUAUUAUAUGCUGUGGUUGUGUUAUGAUUAUUGAGUUUUGUACAUAUUUUUGUAAUUUAGAAGUUUAAGGGUAUACAGGUGUCAGUUAAUUAUAUUCAUAUUGUUGGAAAAAAUUACUGUUUAUUUUCCUUUUACC
Molecule: messenger RNA, 5233 nt
Organism: Macrosteles quadrilineatus (aster leafhopper)
Lineage: Eukaryota; Metazoa; Arthropoda; Insecta; Hemiptera; Cicadellidae
Product: golgin-45-like
Exons: 7
Coding region: 171-1466 (431 amino acids)
Biological process (GO): Golgi organization; Golgi to plasma membrane protein transport
Cellular component (GO): Golgi membrane
Source: RefSeq, a predicted model, not a curated record